GAGGGGAGGGGUGCCGCACUGUCGUUGGGAGUCCAAGUGAGGAGACGCAUUAUUGCAGCUGAAACACUUUGCACGAACCAAAGUACCGCACUUCCCCCCCAAGACGAAGAGGAGGAGGAGGAGACGGGAGUCAACGAGAAACAGCUGGUUUCUCAUCACUGCACUUUUCUCUCUCCCGAUCUUGAAAUUUGUUUUGUGGCUCUCAGAAGAGGAAACUACCCAACCUGGCAGCCAAUCAGCGCUGCGUCCUCGAUCAGCAUCCAGGAGCAGCUCCAAACGCUCAGCAUCACUUGGCAGAGCCGGACGCAGAAAAGCCCCGCUGGGACCCGAACACCCAUGGAUUCAUCUCUCGGCUGGAUUAUAAUUUAGAAGCGCUGCUCUCUUCUUGAACUCGCGUUGCUCCCCAUCUUUCACCCCCACUGUGAGUUAUUGCCCGACCUGUAUACGUGGCUCGGUAUUGCGGUACUUUUGCUGACGGCUUGCAGUAUAAAUGCAUCGCUAGAAGAUCUCCACUGCGCCAAGAAGACUCCCCGCCCAUUUCUGAAGCUUCUUAAAUCUCUUUACUAAUUAAAACCUCAGAUUGUUUUUCCUGGAUAAGUGCCUUCACUUAUUUUCGGAGAUUUUUUAUUAUUAUUUUUACUUUAGUAUCCUCCCUCUCCUCCCUCACUUCCACCGCUGAGUCAGUUCAAACAGCUGCAUAGAAGAUGUCUGCCCCAGAUGCUGCUGCCCCUCCAGCUGCUGGACCUCCAGGCGCUCCUGGCGCCCCGGGUCCAGAUGGAGCCCCAGGUGGAGCGCCACCCGGCCCACCCAACACCAGCAGCAACCGCAGGCUUCAGCAGACACAGGCCCAAGUCGAGGAGGUGGUGGAUAUCAUGCGGGUGAACGUGGACAAGGUUUUGGAAAGGGACCAGAAGCUUUCAGAGUUGGAUGACAGAGCAGAUGCUCUGCAGGCCGGAGCCUCCCAAUUCGAAAGCUGCGCAGCCAAGCUAAAAAACAAGUACUGGUGGAAGAAUUGCAAGAUGAUGAUCAUGAUGGGCAUCAUUGGAGUCAUUGUGGUUGGAAUAAUAUUCUUGUACUUCUUCUACUGAGCGCCUCCCAUCAUCACAGAUGAACUCAAACCUAAGGAUACCGUUACAGGGGAGAGGAAAAAAUGAAGCGCCACUCCUCCCUUCUAUCAGCCUUCCUCCUCUUCACACAAACUUCCAUUGAACCAUCCUGCACCCCAACUGUCGUGUUCCUGCGUAUGUGUUUCUGCUCUCUCCGUGCCCCUCUCCCCACCUUCUUUCUUGCUGCUUUCUCUCAGUCUUCCUCCAUGAGGUCUCACUCACUCUCUCCAGUCUCUGCACCUCAUGUAUUAUAGAAGGCUGCAGCGGGCGGACGGAAACAGGGAGGAG
Messenger RNA from Poecilia latipinna (sailfin molly), 1394 nucleotides. Its product is annotated as vesicle-associated membrane protein 1. NCBI's taxonomy places the organism in Eukaryota, Metazoa, Chordata, Actinopteri, Cyprinodontiformes, Poeciliidae. The transcript is spliced from 5 exons. The record is from RefSeq and is a predicted model, not a curated record. Gene Ontology annotation, cellular component: membrane. Gene Ontology annotation, biological process: vesicle-mediated transport. Bases 705 to 1088 code for a protein of 127 amino acids.